ACUGCGGAGCAUAUUUCUGUUGCAACAUCCUGCUUACACAGACAACAAACAUACGGCUCUAUGCGGGACCAAGCCGUUGAUCCUACUGUAUAAACUUUCCUUUUUGUCUUAUGGUUUUUGAAAAGUUAUAUGAUGGAAAAGGAAACUACGCUUGUAGCUUCUUUUUUUUUGUUGACAAAGCCUACAUCCGUUUGUAGGAAGUUCCCUUCUAUGGAAGCUUGAGAAUUCUAUGGCACGCACAUCGACUUCCGUUUGGGUGUGUAGUGGUAGCUCUAUCUACAAAAUAAUUAGCUAAAGUCGUACCUUUUUAGAGCAAUUUUUACCCAUUAUCCAUUGCAGACUAAAAGAAGAUGUCAAAGUCUUUGAAGAAAAUUGUGGAGGAGAGUCGGGAUAAGAAUAUACCUGAGGUGGACAUGUGUGACAGAGGGAUAUCCAACAUGCUGGACAUCCCAGGACUAUUCACCUUGUCCAACAUCACGCAGCUGGUUCUUAGUCACAACAAGCUCACAAUCGUUCCUCCCAACAUUGCAGACCUGAAGAACCUGGAGGUUUUGAAUGUUUUCAACAACCAGAUUGAAGAGCUGCCCACCCAGAUCAGCAGCCUACAGAAGCUGAAGCACCUCAACCUGGGUAUGAACAGGAUGAGUAGUCUGCCACGUGGUUUUGGGUCACUGCCUGCUCUUGAGGUACUGGACCUCACCUAUAACAACCUGAAUGAGAGCUCCCUGCCUGGGAACUUUUUCUACCUUACCACCCUGCGUGCACUCUAUCUCAGUGACAACGACUUUGAGAUGCUGCCCCCAGACAUCAGCAAGCUGACCAAGCUGCAGAUACUUAGUCUGAGAGAUAAUGACCUGAUAUCGCUGCCCAAGGAGAUUGGAGAUCUGGCCCAGCUCAAAGAGUUGCAUAUUCAGGGCAACAGGCUCACCGUGUUGCCCCCAGAAUUAGGUAACCUGGACCUGACUGGCCCUAAGCAGGUGUUCAAGGCGGAGAACAAUCCCUGGGUGACACCUAUUGCAGAUCAAUUCCAGCUGGGAGUCUCACAUGUUUUUGAGUAUGUCCGUUCGGAGACAUACAAAUAUCUCUACGGGCGCCACAUGCAAGCAAAUCCUGAGCCGCCAAAGAAGAGCAAUGACAAAACCAAAAAGAUCAGCCGCAAGCCUCUGGCUGCCAAGAACAAGUGAGGAAAAACAUGUGGAAGAGAAGAGUUGACCGCUUGUCUGGCAGGCUGGACCUCACUGCAUGUGCCUUCAUCCCUUUUUUUUAUUUUAUUUUAUCAACAAGGAAUUAUAAUUUUUUAUACAGCAUGUAUGUUUGUAUGCUAACAAUGUCACACAUGAAUCUCAACCAAGGUUGGGGUUCAUUGAGUUUAAAUACAGGAAGUAAGCAGGAAGUUGAUCAAAAUUAUAAUGUAUUCUAUUAAUUCAACCAAUCCUUUAAUUAACUUUGGUUAACAUAUUUUUUUUUAUAUUUCUGAACUGUUGAAACUGAAUCAUUACUGACCCCAAUCCAAGUUUGCAACUUGGGGCUAACUAUGUAGCUUUAUUCACCUCGAGUCUCAUUUAUAAAACCUGACAUUACAUACAUUUCAUACUAUACAGUGGCAUACGUAGUACAUACAUAAACUCUACAAAAAGUUGUGAUUUACAAACAUGACGUACAUUGUUUUUAUUUUUUUAAACUAUGCACACGUGGACAAGAUUUGUUACCGCUUUCACACUUAAAAUCUACCAACAAUGGAUGUAAUUUACACCAAAGCCACAUGACUCAUUUGUGAAACAUAGCUGUAUUCACAAGCAGAAAAAAACAAUGCAAUUUCACAGAAUGUGAAAUCAAAGUGUAAGCGGUAUAUUGAAGUUUAUAAAAGGAAAACUGCAGUAUGUUUAGAAUACAAAAAAAAAUAAUUGCCAUGUGAUAAUGUAUGCUCAAAAGCUUGCAUGGAAAUGUAGAGUGUAGUCUCACGCCAAGUUCUAUCUUCAUAAAUGCCACUGUAUCCGUAAAGUUGCGUACAUUUGGUCUAUAAGGCCCUUUGUGCUUGUAUUCUCUUCCAUUAGACAAAGAAUUAAAAAAAUUCAAUCUCUGUGGGAUGUGGUCAGAAACUUUGUGUCACAAAAUGAAGGUUCAGUCAACCUGUUGAAUGUACCCUUCCCUCAAACAUUUCAACUUAAGUCAUGGUUUUAGUUAAGUUUUUUGAGAAACCGAAUUCUGAUUCUGAUAAUAUCUGUUUAAUAUUUUACUUGACUGUGUUUGUGUCACACCUGCUAUUGUGGUAAUUGUACAACAGUGCCUUGUUGAGACCCCACAAGUGAGAUUAUAUUAGCCAACCCCUAUGUUAGACAUGAUAAGAGCACAGAAAAUGGAGGAGAGAACUGUUGUAUCCAACCCCCUCAAGGGUUCUGUCAGUGCCCCCUUUUGUAAGACCAGGCUGAGUAACCAGCAUUUGGCCAGGAUGAGUUCAGUGUGGGAUUUGGGAGGGUUUAAGGGGUCUUAACUCUGGACUGAGGAAUCGUGCCCUUGAGGGGAGGGUUCUAAAGUCGAUGUCUGUUACCUCAACACUUGUUUGCUCUUUUUUUUUCCUUGUUUUUCAAUAGAAAGGGAUGAAUCUGAAAUGUCUCUUGUGGUCAAUUGUACAGGCUACUCUGUCUCUUGGCUGCAUCAAGCAGCAGUGCCCAAACCCCUGGAUAAGGGCCAACAUUUGAUGAGGGACAACAAGUGGCCUAGAACAAUAGUAGGGUCAUGUUUUUAAGUAAAUCUUUCACAGAGGAGACCAUUUUGAGACAAUGUAGCAUCCUGAUAUGCAAUCCAUUGUUUGUAAGUUCUGUCCUCAACUAAAUUGUGAUUCGAAUUUCUUUCCCUCUCUCAAUGAUACUGGUAAAUUGGUGUGUCAGAAUGAUUUUUAUUGUUUCAAUUUUCCAGUGACUGCACUAUUGCUAAUAUCUGAAUGAACCCCAGUAAGGUACAAUGGUAGCAUCAAUUCUUCUUGAAAGUGUUUUUUUUUUUACUUACCAAGGAAAACAUUCAGCUAUCAUUUAAAAUAAAAUGUAAUGUUUUUUUCUUGCUUUUUAUCAAUCCACAUGCAACAAUAUCUAUACUCUGUUACAAUUGUUCUGCUAUUGAGCUUUUUAAAUAAAUAUAUUAUAUUCUG
Molecule: messenger RNA, 3145 nt
Organism: Hypomesus transpacificus
Lineage: Eukaryota; Metazoa; Chordata; Actinopteri; Osmeriformes; Osmeridae
Gene: rsu1
Product: Ras suppressor protein 1
Exons: 9
Coding region: 351-1184 (277 amino acids)
Molecular function (GO): protein binding
Source: RefSeq, a predicted model, not a curated record